Molecule: messenger RNA, 500 nt
Organism: Mesorhabditis belari
Lineage: Eukaryota; Metazoa; Nematoda; Chromadorea; Rhabditida; Rhabditidae
Source: the annotation of a GenBank genome assembly
AGUGGCGAACGCUGACCUCGCGAAAUGGUGACGUCUGGAAGAGUGGACUGUUCAAGUGGAACUGUCGAGCUCCACAACCUUCACCGCACGAUUCGAAUAAAUGCGAUAAUUGGUGGCAGAAUCAAAACGAUUGGGAGGUCGUGGUUGUGAUCAGCAUGAUUGUGGCCUUUGCAUCGAUGUGUUUGGGAUUGGUGACAACGACUUUUCCGAGAGAGAAAUUCGUCUAUUCGUUCUCUUUCUUCUCGAUUUUAUGGACAAUUUUCUUGGGUAUUUCCGUGAUCGUCUACGGACUGAAUAACAAGGAAAUAACUUAUCACUUUGACUUUGGAGAGGGAGUGACUGAGGGAUAUGGGAUCGGAUUCUGGCUUGCACUCAUAGCAUUUCUCCUGUCGAUUGGCGUGACGAUAACGAUUCUUGUGCUUCUACUUGAUGGGAUGCUAUCUGCGAGGCUCUUCUUCAUUUGGAACAAAAAAGGAAUUCGCACAAUCGGCUUGAAAACA